Rubroshorea leprosula is the source of this 1587-nucleotide messenger RNA. The record is from the annotation of a GenBank genome assembly. NCBI's taxonomy places the organism in Eukaryota, Viridiplantae, Streptophyta, Magnoliopsida, Malvales, Dipterocarpaceae.
GAAAGGACCAGAAGAGUUUGUCGGACAUUCCUGCAGAAUUCCAGAUACAACUACGAGCCUGGCACGCGCCGACAUUCACCCCCAUUUCACCACUGUUCACCUGUAAUUCAUCCAAUGGCCCACCUGAUCUCCAGGAUUUGCACAAGCCCAUAAAGCCGCUGCCAUCCCCGUCCGGCCGCCCGCAUACCUAUCUUCCUAUCUUGACCAUAGUGCCACACAGUUCUCCCCACUAUCCUCCAUUUUCUUUAGCAUUUUAAAUCCUUUUUUUCUCUCUAUAGUCUAUAGUCCUUCUCGUCUCCGUAGCGGUUCGCUCUUCGUUCAGAAGCGAUGUUACUCAAAGCUGCUCCGGCGUUCUCUUUGCUGAACCCUCACGGGGAGCACCUGUGUCCUUUGCUUUUCUCCAGUUCUUCUCUGGUGUCGCAAAAUUCUGCGGCUGUUAGGGUUUCGAGCCCGAAAAUUGGUCCUGGGAUUGUCGUCUGUGCGUCCAAAGGGUCUAACAACCGGCCGCUUACCGGUGUUGUUUUUGAGCCCUUUGAGGAGGUCAAGAAGGAGCUCAAUCUGGUUCCUACUACGCCUCAAGUGUCUCUUGCUCGACAGAAGUUUACGGAUGAUUGUGAGGCCGCGAUCAAUGAGCAAAUCAAUGUGGAGUAUAAUGUCUCGUACGUGUACCAUGCCAUGUUUGGCUAUUUCGACAGAGACAAUGUUGCUCUCAAGGGUCUUGCAAAGUUUUUCAAGGAAUCAAGUUUAGAAGAGAGAGAGCAUGCUGAGAAAUUGAUGGAAUACCAGAACAAACGAGGGGGAAAGGUGAAGCUGCAGUCUAUUGUGAUGCCUCUCUCUGAGUUUGAUCAUACUGACAAAGGAGAUGCAUUAUAUGCAAUGGAGCUUGCUUUAUCAUUGGAGAAACUAACUAACGAGAAGCUCCUGAACUUGCACAGUGUUGCUUCGCGAUGCAAUGAUGUCCAUUUGACAGAUUUUGUUGAGAGCGAAUUCUUAAGUGAGCAGGUAGAAGCCAUCAACAAGAUAUCAGAAUAUGUUGCUCAGUUGAGAAGAGUGGGCAAAGGACAUGGAGUCUGGCACUUCGAUCAGAUGCUACUUCAUGAGGGAGAGGAAGCAGUUGCAUGAUGCAUUUGCUUGCAUGGUUUCAUCUCGGAAGUUGUUCUACAACGUCCUUAGUUUAGAGGUUUUGGGUGCAUUAAUUAGUUUGGAAACUGUGACCAUGGAUAUGAGUUCUAAAGCAGUUAAAGAUUCAUGGAUCUCCGAGUUUCUUUAUUCAUGUUUUAGAGUAUAAGAAUAAUAUUUACAAUCAUUUCCUAUGUUUGGAUUCUGCUAGAUUUUUUGUCAUCCAGGGUUAAUUGCUUAGCUUUGCAAGGAUUAAGCCCCUACCCCAGACCCCAAAUCAAGAUUUUUAAAGUUAGUAGAUACAAAUUCAGCUAAAUUUUUGUUGUUGGAUUCUGCUAGAUUGAUAUGUGGUUAAGAAUAUAGUUUGAUGUUAACUGUGAUUUCUUGUUAUUCUGACUUGUGAUGGUCCCUGUCGAGUCUCCUGGCAUUUUAGGCCUUUAUAUGACAGCAUAAAACGCAGGGUAUAUG